Molecule: messenger RNA, 1767 nt
Organism: Exophiala aquamarina CBS 119918
Lineage: Eukaryota; Fungi; Ascomycota; Eurotiomycetes; Chaetothyriales; Herpotrichiellaceae
Exons: 1
Coding region: 1-1767 (588 amino acids)
Molecular function (GO): heme binding; oxidoreductase activity, acting on paired donors, with incorporation or reduction of molecular oxygen; iron ion binding
Source: RefSeq, a predicted model, not a curated record
AUGCUGGCACCCGACGAGACACUCAGAGGCAGUCCUGUCUUCACGGUAGCCUUUAUAAUAGGCUUCUACUAUGUCGUCCGCCUUGCCCGCCGUCUCAUUCACACCUACCGAGUACGACAAAACUACAAGGAUAUCCCAAGUCUGCCACGUCAUCCUCUUUGGGGAAAUCUGAUCAACGUCGGCGAGAAAGUUAAUCCCGCCACCAAUCGACACCCAGAUUAUGGAUUUGAGGAGGUUUGGAAUCAACUUGACCGACCUUCUGCAUUUAUCAUGGAUCUAAAUCCCAUUGAUAACGUCUUCUUCAUUAUCGCCGAUCCAACCGUCGCAGAAGCUAUUGUCCAGCCAAGUCCACAAUUCAAGUAUUCAGCCUUGAAAAGUGACACUCUCAGCACCCUGAACCGCCUAAUUGGGCGCGAAUCUCUCAUUAUUUUGGAGGGUGAGGAGUGGAAGAAUCUUCGAAAGCGAUUCAAUCGAGGAUUUGCACCUACACAUUUGCAUUCCUUGUCUCCAUUGAUCAUUUCCAAGACCAGGAUCUUCGUCGACAGAUUAAAGGCUGCAGCGAAAGCUAAUGAGGUGUUUGAACUCAGAGACUACACUCAAGAUCUCACCACUGACAUCAUUACACAACUCACCAUUGAGAAAGAUUUUCAAUCUCAAACCACGCCGGAAGGCCAAGGCCACAAAGGCCUGUUAGGACUGCUCACAGCUUCGAGAAAUUUAUCAAAUUUGGUGUUCAAAACCGGCCAGGGAUUCAAUCCGCUAACGUUCUUCGAUCCUAUCCGCCCACUCAAAGCUUGGUUCUACGAACAAGUAUUCAACCAUGAACUGACCAAGGUUAUCAAGCAACAAAUUGAAACAGAGCGAUCUUUGGGUGGAGAUGGUGCUGCUACGGCUGAGGAGAAGCCAAGUACACUGUAUCCCAAAUCAAUAACGCGCCUUGCGUUGUCAGGACUUCAACCUACACCCGAGCUCAUUCGCAACUCUGUGUCGCAAAUCAAGUCAUUCCUCUUCGCUGGUCAAGAUACAACCGCCACAUUGAUACAAUGGAUGUGCUUCGAACUUUCCAAGUCCUCGUUUUCGGUUCACCACAGCGCGAUCGUGAAGAAGUUGAUCGAUGAACACGAUAAAGUAUUUGGAGCUACGGCCGAUCCGUUCAACGCUCUAGACGCUCUUGGAAGAGAGGACGAUGAAGGCCGCAAGGACGCAGAAGCGAUAAUCGGGAUGAAACUGCCAUACACGGUGGCAUUCGUCCGCGAGACCCUAAGAUUGCACCCACCCGCUGGGACGGCGCGGCGAAUCCCCGAUAUGUCGCCCGAGAAUCCGACUACAUUUACCAUAUCACUUCCAGAAUCGGCAGGCUCGACAGAAACGAGAGAGGUGAUGCUGAACGGCCUAAGAAUCUAUAUCUGCCAGCACCUCAUCCAGCGGAAUCCAGCAAUUUGGGGUGACGAUGCGGAUGUCUUCCGUCCUGAGCGGUGGCUUGACGAAGAAUACGUAGCCAAGUUACCUACAGGCGCGUGGCGACCCUUCGAGCGCGGCCCUAGGAACUGUAUUGGUCAGGAAUUGGCUCUUCUGGAAGCCAAGGUUGCGCUCUGUGCUCUGGUUAGAGGUUUUGAUUUCCACAAGGUAGGAUACUCUGGUAGGAAAGCGGCUGGGAUCGUGCAAGGUGAUGGGUCGGACGAUCCUGAAAGGGAGAUUUGGAGCAAACAUAGCGUCACGUCUGUGGUGAUGGAUGGGAUGAAGAUGAAGGUUGAAUUGAAGAAUUGA